Messenger RNA from Ostrinia nubilalis (European corn borer), 1305 nucleotides. Its product is annotated as replication termination factor 2. Bases 101 to 1090 code for a protein of 329 amino acids. Gene Ontology annotation, biological process: site-specific DNA replication termination at RTS1 barrier; mitotic DNA replication termination. The transcript has 4 exons. Gene Ontology annotation, cellular component: nucleus. The record is from RefSeq and is a predicted model, not a curated record. Lineage: Eukaryota; Metazoa; Arthropoda; Insecta; Lepidoptera; Crambidae.
CACAAACAAUCGCAUAUUGUUGCAUUGAGUGUUGUCUGUGUUUUGUAAAAAGGAAUUAUAUACAUUAAUUACUUUAUUUCAUAAUCAAUCUAGUUUAAAAAUGGGUUGCGAUGGUGGUACUAUACCUCGGAGAGACGAACUCGUUCGUAUGAAAAAGAAGCCUGAACAAAAAGACAAAGAUGCAGAACGCUCAUUCAAGUGGCGCAACUGUGCGUUGUCGCAGCAGCCUCUGCAGGAGCCAAUAGUCGCCUGUGGACUGGGAAGGCUUUACAGUAAAAGCUCUGUACUUGAAGCCCUAUUGGACAAAGAGACGAAACCUGAAUCUAUCAAUCACAUUAAAAAUCUUAAGGAUAUCAAAGACCUACAGCUGGUAAAAAACCCAGCAUAUGUAGCAACAGAACACACUGAAGGCACUGUUGGAGAUGGCAGCGCACCCUACAUAUGUCCGAUCAGUGGACUUGAGAUGACGGGAAAAUUCCGCUUCGUGUUCCUGUGGAGCUGUGGCUGUGUCUUGGCUGAGAGGGCUUUGAAGGAGGUCAAGCAGAAUAUCUGUCAUAUGUGUCAACAACCUUUCACCGACAACGACAUUGUAGUACUUAACGGAACAGAAGAGGACAUCGAAAAACACAAAGAAAAGAUGGCUGUGCGUGUUGCCAACCGAAAGAGCAGUAAAAAGUCCAAGGCAGGCAAAGUUGAAAUUAAAGUUGAACCAUCGACAUCUACUGUCACAUCAACCACUGAUAGUUCAUCUACCUCAGUCGAUGCCAGCAUAAAAAAUGAAAAUGAAGUAAAAGAAGAACCACAAGCUGGACCAAGCCAGGAGACUAAAAAAGAAAUGGUUGAUACAAUCCCACUGUCAUUACCAAAAUAUAAUCCCAAUAAGAUCGCUCGGGGACACUUUGGGUCAAGCAAAAGGGCACAUCCAACGGAGCUGGUGGAAGACCCUUCAUAUAAAAAGACUAAGAAAACAUACAGUAUAGCAAAGGACCCACAGUCAAGUGAGGUGUACAAGUCUCUGUUUACUUCUCACAAAACAGAUCAGGAGCAGCAGAGGGCUCACUGGGUAACUUAUAAUCCAUUUUACAAUUGAUCAUUAUUAUAUUAGAUGAAUACUCUUAUGUAUCUUGCCCUUGUGUGUUGAGUUAGACACAAUAAUUAAGGUAGAUAUUAGCUACUGUACCAAACCAAUAAUAAUAAAAAAAUCUAAAAUUUUGAUCUAGCUCAACUACUAGGGGAAACUCUUAGAUAAUAAUUAUUGUCUAGGUGAUUUUAUUGGUUACAAAUAAAUAAAACAUAAUAAUGUUA